This is a messenger RNA of Solanum pennellii, 2082 nucleotides long. Its product is annotated as glucan endo-1,3-beta-glucosidase 8-like. Bases 511 to 1950 code for a protein of 479 amino acids. Gene Ontology annotation, biological process: carbohydrate metabolic process. The record is from RefSeq and is a predicted model, not a curated record. NCBI's taxonomy places the organism in Eukaryota, Viridiplantae, Streptophyta, Magnoliopsida, Solanales, Solanaceae. The transcript is spliced from 4 exons. Gene Ontology annotation, cellular component: plasma membrane. Gene Ontology annotation, molecular function: hydrolase activity, hydrolyzing O-glycosyl compounds.
AUGAUAUGGUAAUGAGAAAAUAGAGUAAAAACAGCAACAACCUUUUAUGUGAAGAGAUUCUGUUUCCACCUUCACUUAUACUCAAUUUCCUCUUAUUUCUUGUUUCUUUAAUACACUUUUCAAAUUUAUCAUCAUUUCAGUUCUUUUCUCAAAAUUCCUAUUCUUUUUUCUUUCUUCUCUUUGCUCAAAAUAACAUUUUUUUUGCAUCAAUAAGUCAAUUGAAUUUCCAAGAUUCUGCUUACCAUCAACCAAACUUAUCAUCCUUUUCAAAAAAAAAUCUUUCUUUUAUUGAAAAGAUUGAAACUUUCCACUCUGAGAACAAAUUCAGUAAAACAUCCUAUCAUUUUUUUUCUCUCUCACUUUGUUCAAAAUACCAUUUUUUUUCAACAAUAAGUCACUUGUAUUUCCAAGAUUCUUCUUACCCAUCACUCAAAAUCCAUUUUUUUUCAAUAAAAAAUCUUUCUUUUAGGCAAAAGAUUGAAUCUUUUUCUUGUGAGGAUAUUGACAAACAUGUUGAAACAUGGGUUUUUAGUAGUAUUAGCUUUUAUGGGGUAUUGGAUUGAUCAUAAUAUAUGUGUUGAAGGCUUUGGAGUCAAUUGGGGAACAAUGGCCACACACAUGUUGGAACCUAAAAUACUUGUGCAAAUGUUGAGGGACAAUGGUAUUAAGAAAGUGAAGUUGUUUGAUGCAGAUAAAUCCACUAUGGAUGCACUUGCAGGUACUGAUAUUGAAGUUAUGGUUGCGAUUCCCAAUGAUCAACUUCUUACUAUGACUGAUAUUGAUCGAGCUAAAGAUUGGGUCAGACGUAAUGUUACUCGUUACAAUUUCAAAAAUGGUGUCAACAUCAAAUAUGUUGCAGUUGGUAAUGAGCCUUUCUUGACAUCUUACAACAACUCCUUUGUGAACCUAACCUUCCCAGCUCUACAAAACAUCCAAAAUGCACUAAACGAAGCCGGAGUUGGAGACUCCAUAAAAGCAACUGUACCGCUAAAUGCUGAUGUCUAUUUCUCACCAGAGUCUAAUCCUGUACCUUCUGCUGGUAGAUUCCGAACCGAUAUUGCUGAACUAAUGACACAGAUUGUUGAAUUCAUGAGCAAGAAUCAAGCACCCUUUACAGUAAACAUUUACCCUUUUCUAAGUCUUUAUGCCAAUGAACAUUUCCCAAUGGACUUUGCUUUCUUUGAUGGUACUCCCAACCCUGUUCUCGAUAACGGGGUUGAGUACACCAAUGUAUUCGACGCCAACUUUGAUACCCUGUACUCAGCCUUAAAAGCAGUUGGUUAUGGGCACAUGGCCAUCCUAGUCGGAGAAGUCGGUUGGCCUACGGAUGGGGACAAGAAUGCUAACUUAAACAACGCUUAUCGGUUCUAUAAAGGACUAUUUGCAAAACUAGCAUCCAACAGAGGAACACCCCUUAGACCAGGAUACAUUGAAGUGUACUUAUUUGGUCUGAUUGAUGAGGAUGCUAAAAGCAUUGCUCCUGGUAAUUUCGAGCGACACUGGGGAAUUUUUCGAUACGAUGGACAACCAAAGUUUCCUAUGGACAUUUCAGGACAAGGGCAAGAUAAACAUCUUGUUGCUGCUAAAAAUGUGCAAUAUCUACCCAACAGAUGGUGUAUGUUAAAUCCAAAUGCUAAAGAUUUGAGCAAACUUGCUAACAAUAUUGACUAUGCAUGUACAUUUUCAGAUUGUACAUCAUUAGGAUAUGGUUCUUCUUGCAAUAAUUUGGAUGCUAUUGGAAAUGCAUCAUAUGCAUUUAAUAUGUAUUAUCAAGUUCAAAAUCAAUUGGAUUUGAGUUGUGAUUUUGAAGGACUUGCGAUGGUGACUAACAAGAAUUUAUCUCAAGGGACUUGUAAUUUUAUUAUUCAGACAGGUAAAUAUUCUUUUUCUAACAAGGUUUUGCCAGGGAUUGUUGUAUUAUUAAGUGGCUUCACAUUUCUUUUAUUGUAGAUAUAUGUGUCUAUAGAAUAUACAUAAAUUUACAAAUGUGUUGUUUUUGAUACAUUUGUUUGAGGGAUUGUAUUCAAAGACUAUAUUGAGUAUUACACACUUUAAUAAAAGCUCACAAUUUGUAUUUAUUUA